Molecule: messenger RNA, 3069 nt
Organism: Musca vetustissima
Lineage: Eukaryota; Metazoa; Arthropoda; Insecta; Diptera; Muscidae
Product: mucin-2-like
Exons: 7
Coding region: 1-3069 (1022 amino acids)
Source: RefSeq, a predicted model, not a curated record
AUGUCGUCCAAUGUGGUGGGAAAGACCGGCGUUGACGCUGUGACUAAAGUCACGUCUAGUGAUCAAGUACAGAAAAAGACUGCAAACCAAUAUAAAGAAGGUGGUGGCGACACGCCACGUAUAAUCGGAAACGAAAUACUAGUAAAACCACAAAACAAAUUCACUGAGGAUGAACACACUGAUGACUUGUUUUCACUGGAACGUGAAAUAGCUAAAAUGCAUAACGUAGAUGAAGCUACAGAGAAUCUACAUGUGAAUGUGGUGCCCACAUCAAAUUCCCCAUGCGGUGAUAAUGCGGAGAACAAUGGCGAUACGAUUAUUGUUGCAAGCAACAGCCUGAAUGCCGACGAAAAAGAGACGAAUGAAAAUAAUUAUGAAGUUAAAGUGGACACAAUUACAUUGGGGGAAACAGCGUUAGAACAUGAAGAUUUAAUAGCUGUAUUGAAAGGUCUGGACGAUGGACACACUACCGAUACCGAACUAAUAGAAGGUGUCACAAUUGAGGGGGAGGGUGAAUAUCAGAUUAUGGAAGUGGUUGACGAUGAUACCGCAGAGAUUGAACUCCCUGCAACAAUUUCACCCACUAAGGCCGGAAAUACAUCAAAAACAUAUGGUGCAGCCGUUCUUACAACCGAAGAGGAACGAGCUCUGGCAUUGGAACAAAUUGCCAACAUAGAUAAAGGUCGCCACAAACAACGUCGUCGUAAACAAGACAUCAAGCCAAUGCAACAAGUUGAUCCUGUUAUGGAUUUAGUUUCAUCGCUGGAAGCCGAUUGGACAGACAAUGACGACGACGGUAGUAGAGAAAAUAUUACACCGCCAAAUGCAAAUAAAAAGGAAACGCCUGUUCCCGUACAAAUAAUUGAGUCCAAAUCGAAUGUACCACAAAUAACCAGUGUUGUUGUUAUACCGCCGUCUGUUGACAAUCGAAACAGUCCAGAUUCAAUUUUAUCCAAUGCGACAAAUUCGGAUAAAAAACCUGCAACAUCCAAAGAGAAUGACACAAAAGAGACAUCAUCACCAAUCGAAGGUGUCAUUGUGACAAAAACCGAUGAAGAAUCACAGGUCUUAAGUUCACAUACAGGUUUUCGUCGUACUCGCAUUAUAAAACGCAAAAUAAUCUGGGAUCCCGAUGCACCCGAAACAACAUUUUCUUAUGCCAAGUUAGUCACUAGUAGUAAUAAAAAUAAGGCAAAACCCGAAUCACCAACCGUACCGUCUAGUACCAUAACAAAGGGAUCGACAACAAUAAGGCCAGUUAAGAAAGAGGUGACGACAAAUGUAGCAAGAAAAACUCAGAGGCCUGUAACACCGAAGGAAAAUAAAUCAGAUACUGAGAAUGGUAAUUUUGGCAAUAAACCGCAUCCAAGUCUAAAACAAAACAACAAAAAAGAAGAGGUAUCAGAGUUAAACACAUCAGUGGAUUCUGUAACGAAAACAACUAGCCCUACUGCGUCAAAUAUAUCGCCCGGCAAUAAAAGACGGUCCCUGACUCCAGUUGCAAACGGUCCCGUUACAGUAACAAAGAAGAAAAAGGUGUCAGAAAUCGAUCGUUUAAUGGGCGAUGAAGGAGCUGUAAAUAUGCUCAACUCUUUGGAACAAUUAGGAACGGCUGAGACGAAAUCAACACGGCCCAUGAUGAGAAGUCGUGCUGCAACCAUAAGUGAAAGGUUACCUCGUAAAGAUUCCAUUUCGCCCGUCAAAACACCUCCACCUACAACAAGUCAACAAACUCCUAAAGGUGGUAAACGUACCCCCAAGCCACGUGCCUCUUCCGGUUGGGAUUAUGUUUACAAACAAAAACAACAAAACAUUGAUGAUUCCAUGAUAAUACGUAGACGUUCGAAUAGUUCAUACUCAAGUACGGCUUCAUUGAAUCGUUUGAGUUUAGAUGGCCCAUCAACGCCAAGCAAUGCAACAAAAUCACAUGAAGACAAAUCAGCAACGACAACGCCUGAAACACCUGCACCAAAUGCAAGUUCAAAAACCCCCGACGAAGUUGUAACGCAGGGCAAACGCGCUGGCGCCAAUUCCAAAAAUAGUCCGAAAUCUUUUGAAUUUGCCAAGCCAGAAAAUAAGAAAACACAAAGACGUACAAAAAGUCCGGCAACGGGAACACUGACAAGCGAUAUGAAAAAACCUGCGCCGGCCGCAAAUAAACGUAAGGCGACAAGCAGUAGUAGUCCAACUGCAUCGUUGGAUGAAGAAAACAAAGAUGUUGGACAUUCUGCCAAAAAUGCUGCCACGACAACGGCGGCAGCAGCAUCAGCAGUGGGCAAAGAUAAGAUACAUACUUCAGAUGUUGUGGUAAAGAAAUCAUCUAAAAUGGCUCAGAUUAUAUUUAGCACCAAUAAGGCUAAAUUGAGUUAUACGUUUACAGCACAAAUGUUGAAUAAACUAUCGGAUAUAUUAGAGAAAAUGGCAAAUGAUUCCGACACACAUGUUACCGUUAUUAUAACGAAUGAUGCACAUUUUUGCCAAGGUAUUGAUUUGACCGAACUUGCUCUAGGUGCAGUUGAAAAAAGGAAAAAUGUGGUGAAAAAUUUAUGUUCAGCAGUCAAGAGAUAUUUGGUAACAUUAGCCUCAUACCCAAAACCAUUGAUAGCUGGUGUAAAUGGUCACGUUAUGAAUCUGGGCCUAAUGCAAUUGAUAUUUUUUGAUAUUGUCGUGGCUGGAGAUAAGUGUACAUACGAAACGACAUAUACUAAAAUGGGACAAUUACCGGAAAGUUAUGGUGUAUGGAAUAAAUUGAAUAAAAUACGUGGAUCAUUUAAAACCAAAUUAUUUUGGUUAGGUGAGAAAGUACAAUCUACCGAGGCUGCAUUGGCGGGUCUGGUCAACAAACUAACUACUGGCACUAAAGUUAAUGAGGAAGCUAUAAAUGUUGCCAGAAAAAUGGCUUCAAUGCCUCCUGAGUCAUAUCGAUCAAUGAAAAACACUGUAACACAAUGCUAUCUGGGAGCCAUUGAAGAAACAUUUGACGAAGAAUUCACUACAAUUGCCGAGCAAUGGACAUCCAGUGAAUGUCUGGAACAAAUUAAAAAAAUUACCGAACAAGGGCAUUUUUAG